CUUUUAUAGGUCUAUGGACAUGAUCAAAAUCGAAAGUAGGAUUGUCCCAACAAAAACAUUUUUUAAUCUGGUAUGAUCCGAACUUUCCUUAUAUUAAUAUGACCCGAUAAUUACGGGUACUGGUGUUGUUUCUGUUGGUAUCAAUAUUAUCAUGAGAAUGUAACACCGGGAAGAGAAAGAAAGAAGAAGAAGAAAGAAAUGACAGAAAAUCUUGUGUGUUAGAAUGGGAAAAUAUUCUGUGUUGUUCCUCAUUUUACAGUUAUUAAAAAUAACUCAAGUUGAGACAUUCACUAAACCUUGUAAUGCAUCCCUGCUGACAGUUUCCAUUGUUACCCGUUGUCCCACAGACGAAGCAUCUUAUAACAUAUCUGCCCGCCAAAAGAACUGUUCAUCAUUGGUGGAUAGCAGCAGUUGUGAAUCCUUCGAAUACCAUUGUGUUUUGAGCGAAGAUCUCAAUAGUGCCAUUGAAGUAUGUGCGCCAUCAUUUUUUAUAAUAGGACAUGCCUGUGCUAUGUUCAGCACCACUCUCCAGAGCAUUAUGAGGGUAGACAACAUGACUUGUGGGAAUGACACAGCAGGAUGCCCAUUCUCCUACCACUCUACCACUUCAUAUAAGUAUCGGCACUGCAUCCCAACAGAAAAACAGAUUUAUACUACAGAGGCCACAAAAAGAACAAGCAAUUCCAUCACCAAAGGUGAAAUAAAGGAGCAAUCAGAUGACAUGAACUCGGUCGUCAUAGUAAUAGUUGUCGUGAUUCUCAUAAUUGGGGGUACGGCUACUGUACUGUUACUAAUUUACUUUAUGCGCCGCCCAAGAAGAAGACGAGCCCCAGAAGCCAAUCCAGUUAAUCAAAACCUACCGCAACCAAGAGGUGAAAAUGAAUUACAAGAUGAUGGUAGCACAAACAGUAACCACCAGGCGAUGGCUAAGAUAGAUGUAGAUACAACGGAAAAGAACAAAAGAGUAAUGCUGAAAUGCUCAAUGAAUUUUCUCACAAAGAGUCUGGUAAAUCCUGCCGAAACAUGGACUAAGGAUAAAAUCAAACAGCAUGUCAAAGGCAUGAUUAAUGACCUAGAAGAUGCAAAAGAAACGGAUCUUCUUAUUGAGUUUAUCAGAACAAUAGAUCAAGAUCCAAACAUUCAAACAACUUUAAUAAAAUGUGGAGUGGAAAUGUUUGAAUUAAUAUCCUCAGUCCAGCAAAGAUAUAAUGCAACAAAGGUUCAAAUCAUCAAUGGAUGUGUCUGUUUCGUUUUUUCUUUUGCUGAUGAGAAGAGUAUGGAGAAACUGUUAAAUGAUUUUUCCGAAAGAGGCAAACAUUUUAGGAAUUGCAUUUCUAAAAUUUUGUUGAACCAAACAUUCUUAGGUAUCUUUCAAAUACAUCCAAAGACAGUCACAUGGAAGGCAUGUGAACUCAAAGUUUACAAAGGAGCAAAAGAAGUAGAACACAUAAAACCAGAAAAACCUGGAACCUUGAAAUAUAUGUUGGAUAUGGAAGAAGAUAUCGAGUUAGACGACCUAGAGGCACAACCAAUGUUAGAUGAUACAGCUGAACCAGGGCUGGCAAAAGAAGAAGAAGACAUAGAACCAGAAAAACCUGGAACCUUGAAAUAUAUGUUGUAUAUGGAAGAAGAUAUCGAGUUAGACGACCUAGAGGCACAACCAAUGUUAGAUGAGACAGCUGAACCAGGGCUGGGAGCAAAAGAAGUAGAACACAUAAAACCAGAAAAACCUGGAACCUUGAAAUAUAUGUUGGAUAUGGAAGAAGGUAAAUUUUUAACUUUGUUUUGAACAUAGUAUUGAUAU
Messenger RNA from Saccostrea cuccullata (small rock oyster), 1804 nucleotides. RefSeq lists its product as uncharacterized. The transcript has 14 exons. Bases 224 to 1789 code for a protein of 521 amino acids. The record is from RefSeq and is a predicted model, not a curated record. NCBI's taxonomy places the organism in Eukaryota, Metazoa, Mollusca, Bivalvia, Ostreida, Ostreidae.